ACGAGGUCAACGUGGCAUUGCUUCUACUACAAGGUACACCCAAGUACUAUCGGUCAUUCUUAUCUGUUGUAUAUACCUUUUGUCCAAUAUGGCGAAGUUAACUUUCAUACUGCUUGCCAUAUGUAUCGGAUCAUCAACCCAAGAGACACUGAUGAAGUGUCAGAGCGGUGGCCGCACCUACAACUUUGGACAAACGUACGUGGAGGGCAGCUGCGACCUCUGCAGCUGUGAACUGACCGGGCCAAAAUGUCACAGGGGUGUAUUGUGUAUGCUGGGAAAACGCGACAAUGGAGCUGUUGAUACGCCGACAUGUGUACAAAACGGAGUCACCUACCACGUGGGUGACACCUUCAGCGACGGCUGCAACACCUGCAUGUGUGACAAGUGGGGACCACUCUGUACUGCUAUGUACUGUGGUCAACAACUCGCCAAGAGAGGCAGUACGUGUGAGUAUGCGGGAGUCAGCCAUGCCUUAGGAGACACCUUCUCUACCGGAUGCCACUAUUGUGUUUGUGAGGACACUGGCCCAAGAUGUGUUGCCUUACCCUGCAAGAAACGUCAAGCAUCCAAACCAUCGUGCACGCGCGACGGGAAGAUCUACAGCGACGGCGAGUAUUACGUUCAUUCUUGCCAGGAGUGCACGUGUACCGAGGGACAUUGGAAGUGUGGUUCUUACUGGAUGUGUGAGCUCGGACGAUAGUAGACACGUGAUCGGACGAAAUUCUAAUGUGAAUAAAAUCAUUUUGAAGACCA
Molecule: messenger RNA, 753 nt
Organism: Haliotis rubra (blacklip abalone)
Lineage: Eukaryota; Metazoa; Mollusca; Gastropoda; Lepetellida; Haliotidae
Product: kielin/chordin-like protein
Exons: 5
Coding region: 89-700 (203 amino acids)
Source: RefSeq, a predicted model, not a curated record